AUGAGAGAUUGGCAAGCGAAAUGCGUUGUCUGCUCAAGCCGCGGAAAGGCGGUUGUAGUGGACAACGAAGUUUGGAUAAUUCCAAAUUCGGAGCAGGAGGCAAGAAAACAACUGCAAAAAUGGAACACCUUCCGAGUCAAGCACUACAAAACAAAGGGACGAUUUCAAUACGUCAGGAACCCAAUUAAUAAUCAUGGCUUUGGAACGUUGCCACAAUUGAUAACAGUUGUUUCUUUGGGGUCGUUGUUUUGGAUUGCUGUUGCGCUUUUGACAUCUUAUCUUGUUUUUGAGGGAAAGAAAUUUACGGCUGGCUUCGGUUCUGCCUGUGUGAUGGAGUACAAGAAAUGCAUUCUUGAUCAUCCUUUGCGAGAGUGUGUCCAACCGUUGAGAAAUUGCGGAAAUCCAUUUCAUGAAGAUUUCAAAACAUUUGUCAUGCCAAUUUCAGCGGAAGACGGAAUAACCAUUCCCCCGCCUGGCUAUGAAGAGCAAAUUUCAUUCACUCCAGAAGAAAGUGAAGCGAAUGAAAAGGAAUGCCUCGAAGUAGUGAAAUUCGGUGCUGAAAUGUGCAAGCAGCUUUGUUUGAAACACGACCACGCAAAAUAUUUCUUAAAGAAUAUGAGUGAAUGCUCUGAAAUCUGUCUUCACAUCGGAGUUCCAACCGAACAGAUCUGCCCCUUGCAUGAAAAAUGUCCAGAUGGAUGCCCAUGUCCCGAGUAUAUAUGUACCAAGACUAAUCAAACCAAAGCAGUAGUAUUUGUGAAGGCUAAAUAUGAUUUUUAUACUGAUAAGUAUACGUCACUCAGGCGAGGGUCGAUAAAAUUCUAA
Oikopleura dioica is the source of this 825-nucleotide messenger RNA. The record is from the annotation of a GenBank genome assembly. Lineage: Eukaryota; Metazoa; Chordata; Appendicularia; Copelata; Oikopleuridae.